Messenger RNA from Dermacentor andersoni, 7162 nucleotides. RefSeq names its product Kip1 ubiquitination-promoting complex subunit 2 (gene Kpc2). Gene Ontology annotation, molecular function: protein binding. Gene Ontology annotation, cellular component: ubiquitin ligase complex. NCBI's taxonomy places the organism in Eukaryota, Metazoa, Arthropoda, Arachnida, Ixodida, Ixodidae. The record is from RefSeq and is a predicted model, not a curated record.
GGUGGCGUCACAGUGCUUCGCACGUCUUCGGCUGCUAAGGCGUGUGCGUCGCAAACAGCUGAUGUUAAUUUUUGCCUAGUUCUUAUUUAGUUGCUUCGAAAAUGCACCCGCAAUCGCAUGAAAAGCUGCGUCCAGAAUUCUUCUAAGUGCGUUUGUCUUGCUAGUUUUGAGAUAUGUUAUACUUAAGCACAAGGCUCAGUGGUGCGUGCGAAAUGAAGAUCAGCGUAAUGAGUAGCUCUGGUGUUGAGUGGACUGUUGAGAUUUUGCCCGAGUACACUGUUGAAAAGCUGAAGCAAAUGUCUCUCAGUCAUUUCUGCAACCCGCUGGACUGCAUAAAGCUUUCCGAUUUCUACAAACUAGUAUCCGUUUCCCAAGCAAGACCGCUGUGUGAUCAAAGUUCUGUCAGAGAGGAAAAGAUCCGCGAUGGAGAUGAGCUGCUGCUCCUGAAACGUAGUUCCACGUUUUCUUUAAAUGCGAACAAGUCAACUGAGGGUCAGAAGCAAGCAGUUCCGGACAAAGCUUCCAUCGAUUUAGCGACGGCGAAUGUCGAACGCAAGAAUUUCGACAAACCUGCCAUGGGUGUGCCGCUAGUUCCUGAUUUUCACACUGAGCUGCGAAGGAUAUUGGUUUCUCUUGUGGAGUUGUCCGAGAAACUGCUUCGUCAUCAUCCAGACAUUGAAAACAUCUUCAAGAAUUUGCAGGGCAAGCUUAUGGAGAACCGGGAACCUGAAAUUGAUGAAGCAGCAUUGAAAAAGCUGUUGGAGAUGGGAUUUGAGGAGCAACAAGCAAUUCAAGCAUUGAGAGAAAACAAAAUGUGUCCAAUGGCAGCAAUGGAUUGGCUGCUAACCAAGGGCUGCAGACAAGAAAAGGAUGCUGACUGUGAAACUUCCACAAAAGAUGUUCCUGCUGGUGCCACUGCUCAAGCUAGUGUGGAUAAGCAGAUGAAUGCAGAAAUUUCAAAUUGCAGUGCAACAACAGAACCAGAGCAAAAAGGAAUUGUGAAUGCGAUGCUUGAAUGCUUUCAAGAGUACAAACGGAAAGACUUUAAGCCCAAUAAAAAGGCCAUGAACAAUCUUAAGGAAAUGGGCUUUUCGGAAACUGCAAUCUUGGAUGCACUCCGAAUUCACAGCAACAGCCAGGAAGCUGCGUGUGAGUGGCUACUAGGGGAUCGUCGACCUAAGCCUGUGGACUUGCAAGUUGGCCUUGACACCAGCAGUGGUAUAUACAGGUCCAUCGUCAGUAAUCCUGUGGUGCAGCUGGGCCUGUGUUCACCAAAGACUCUCCUAGCCCUGCUCCAAAUGCUGGAAAACCCUGGCUGUGCCUCUCGCUGGCUGAAUGACUCGGACACAGCACCUAUUCUAAGCCAGAUCUUCCGUAUCUACCAUGCUGAGAAACACUCGGUGCAACUUGUGAGGCCCUUAGUGACAACGUGUGACGACGGCACCGCACUCGCAUUCUGCUCCACAAUGAAACCGAGGAGUGACGCAAGGCACAGCUGCAGAGGCUUGAAUGUCGUUAUUGCCUCCCUUGUCAAAAUUGGUUCUCAGCAGGCUCUUUAUCACCACUGCAUUCACCUCUUUCCUGUCAAGGAUGGUUUCAAUUAUAUCGUUGGUUGCCAGUUUCGAGCGUGUCAUCGUGUGUAUGUCAUAGAGUACUACGGAGCCCAGACACUUUGCGAUCAUUGCUUUGCCGAUUGCUGCUCUCCUUAUGUGCACUGCAGCUGUGGAGAGCAGCAGUGGCGCCGCUACAUGCAUUUGAUGUAAAUUAACAAAUCAGCCAUCAGACACACCUAAAUUCCUUCGUUGCGCAGGUAAUUUUAUUGUAGUAGUCGUUUCUGUAGAAGCAUUCAGAGUACAUGCGAAAUAUGUAUGUGAAAGAAUACACAUGAAAGUUUGGCCAGGAUGUUCAUGCUCGUCCAAUAUGAAAGGGAACACUUCAUCUGUCUUGAAACAGUGAUUCUUGAAACUGAGAAAGUCAGAUCCUCCGUCACUAUUUUUUAUGUUGUUCACCUGUUGAACAAUCCCCGUCAUGCAAUUUUUUCCUCAUCACGAGCAUACACAAGGAAAAUUACCAGCUUUGAAUGUAAACUCGCUGUUCCCUUUCAUGUUGGCAUACCAUGUAUGUAGUCCUUCAUUAUACAGAUCACUUUGUUGUAAAGGCAUUUGUUGUAGACCCGUUUAACUGGACAAGGUAAGGUAGUCCAUUUUACCAACAAAAAUUAUCUAGGCGUGAUUAGGCGCUGUCAAAUUGUAUGAUGUACAGUGAGCUAGUGUGAAAACAUUAAAAUGACGCUGCCACCUGUCAUUCAUUUUUGCAUCUUUUCUUGCUUACCAAUCCUCCUCUCAUGGUAAGAGUGACUUUUUUGGUAUUGUAAAAGGGUAAUUUGCUUAUGCAGCUGAACUUAUUUUUUCUCUUUAGUGUCAAUUUAAAGGGGUCCUGAACCACUUUUUAUGGAAGCCGUGAAAUGCAUUUGAAGUUAAAAUAGACUAUUUGAGAAAUACACUGCCACAAAAGGUACUUCAAUGGAUUCAGCAAAAGUGGAUUAUUGGCAUUCAGAGAUCGCCUAUGAUCCCCUUCGCGGUGCUCCCAUUCCUCCUUCAAUGCCUUGCACUGCGAAGGCUACGGCAGAGUGGGACAUGCCCACAACAUUCCACCUACUGAACGUCACUGUAGCGUGCAGUUCAAAUUUGAUUUUGGAUGUCCACGUAGACACCACUAUUCCCGGUUUUGGUGCCUACAACGCGCCAAAUGCAGUUGUCUUAAGCGAGUCACAAUGCGCUCAGUGAGCAGACACCCCACGGUGGGCACAGUAUCUACACUACAUAGCAGGCCACAGCUACAUGCAACUGUAGUGCGUGGGCAGUGUUUGCAUUGUGCACGACAGGGCUCGAGUGCACACUCACUCUCGUAUGCUCCUGUCUGGCCAUGCUACAUGGUGCGGACCAGCUUUGUCCUGCACCAGCUUGACCGACAGGUGGUAGCCACAUCCAACUUGCGCAUUUUGAAGCACUGUCAAUAGCUCAAUACGAAGCGAAGUCUGCCAAGGUGUCUAGCCAGGAGCAGCCAGGAGUGAGCAGGCACUGGCAAACAUGCAUGUGGUCUGACCUUAAGUUUCGCAUGGUUCGAGGCUAGUUGAGUGUUCACAACUGAUCGAAAUUAGCAAGACCCAACGGCUAAGACACCAAUGAGCAGUCUGUCCAAAGCUUAGUUCCUACAUGGCAGCCGAGCAUGAGCAGACAAUAAUUGGCUUCUUCCUGAAGUACAUAAUUCUUAUUAGACAGUUAUAGUAUAGCGUACGCAACUAUAGCAUACACUAAGCAGUACAUGUUUGUUACAGUUUUAGUUGCCCUGCAAUAUCUUAGGAUCUCAGAGGCCAUAUGUCGUCGUUCAGGCUACCUCCCGACUGUAGCAAUAGCUGGCGCUGACAUCUCGAAUGUUUCGUUAGGCUUCGACUCAUUUGAAACGAGAAGUGAUCUCGAAAACUCCACAAGGUUAUCCAUAAUACUCUGUCGUCGAAGCGACCUGAGACUAAAUGAAAGCUGUUUACACAGUCAUUUGCUAUAAACGAAGUGAAUUUUACAGAAGCAACGCCAAAUUCAAUUUGAAGCGGGCAGCUGGGACCGCCACCAUGUUUUGCGCAAACUACGCAAACCACACAAAGACACUAGCGCUAAAUCUGAGAAAUAGCAUGCGUACACUAUACGCUAUGAGUUGUUUAGCGUUCUGUGCAAGCGCAGUAACAGCCCGCUUUUUUAUAGCGUAAACAAUGGCAUAGCGUACACUAAACUAAAACUGUCUAUUGAAAUUCGAAAACAGAUUUUCACUUCAGCCUGUUUAUUAAACUGUGUCAAUAAAUAUACACAGUAACAGUAGAAAGAAGUGCACUGAUCCAAACACCCUUCUUGAUUGAUGUCGCCUGAAAAGAGUGAGGAGUAAGCUUCUGUUGAAAGAAGAGUGAUUGCGCUCCGCUUGUGAGCUCCACACACUGCACACAGCUGCAAAAUUUGACUGAGGUGUUCACAACAGCUUAUGCUAUCUAUGGGCUACAUUUUUUCACCAAGCCCAUGGGGUGGUUCGGGACCUUUUUAAUGGUCACCUCGCAGAGGGGUCACUAACCGGGCAUGUCUUGCAUGUUCUGCUUGCUAAUAAAUGGCUCUCAGGACACCUCACAUUGACUACUGCGUAGAAGCUGCAUUACGGAGGUGCUUCUUAGCAUUGUCCAGCAGUUUCAAAGAGUACUGUGAGGUUCUUUUCAAAUGUAUAGAUUAAGUUGGGGGCUCACAAUACCUGUUUGUAGUAAUAAGGAGAUCAAAUAGUCACAGAAUUCUGUGGAUAUAUAGGCCUUUAGGGUAAUGUUGAUUUUAUGGAAUAUGCGCUGUGCAGUGUGUAAACAGCUGCAAUCAUUUGCUGAGUGGCAUUUAAAGGGGACAUGGUACAAGAAUGACAACUUUUGCUGUAUAGUGUACUUGCUAUGUCUGAAGUAAACUUGGAGUAUUCACUUGUGGCAGUAAUACAAGCGUCUCAUUCGAUAACUGCAUACUAGUUUUUUCAGAAAGUUGUGGCUUGUGCAAGGCUCUUAAGUGGCUGUGCUUACUUGGAGACUAUAUUGCUUGAAAAUUAAAGAAAGGCUUGCUUUAUACCCUAGAUUGUCUUAUGGGAGCCUAUUCUAGGCUACUGUGGAGUUACAUUUUCUACAUUUCACAGCUUAUUGCAACACCACCACCACCACUCUCAUUCUUCUGCUUUGGUUGAAGAAAUAUUCUUUUUUCUGUAUACAGGCAACCACAGCUAAAAAAUUUGAGUCAGCAAAGCAUUACCAAUGAAAUUCUAUACCAGAAGAAAGCCUGAAGUUAGAUACUAUAUCUUGUGUAAUAUAUGGAAAGAAUAGUUUUAAUGAAUUUGGACUUUGGUGGAAAAGUGCAAAAUGAUAAAACCUAGUUCAAAGUAUCUCAGAAAUGUCCCUUUUUGUUAUUAGCAAUUAUGUGCCUUGGGACCCUGCACUUUUUCGACGAAACUUGAGUUUUGUUAAACUUAUGGUUUAAUUCCAGCUUGCUAUAGCACAAUGCCUUCAGCAUAUCUGCCAAUUCACAAUGGUUUAUGUGGGCUCACCACUAUUGAUGCAUUACCACUGGCACUGUAGCUGAAAACAAUCCAAUAACUAGGAGUGUGUCCAAUUCUUGUCAAUUCCAGCCUUAGCAUCUUGUAUUUGACACUGUUACAUGAGCAAAAUUAUAACCAUGAACAACUGUUGCAGCUCUAGGAAGCCAUAUUGCAUCACCUUUUCAGUUAUUGUCCCAUUGUUGCUGCAGGUGCCAGUGUUCCACAUCUCACACUAACAGUGUUGUAGGAGAGUGAUGUGGCAAUCGCUGGCAACAACCUCGUACAGAGAAUGUUCAGGACAAUCCAUGAGAGUGUUCAGGGUGGUGCUGGCUUCUUUUUAGUGCCUAUAGCGAAGCAGUAGCAUUGUCUAUGGCAACCUCUUCUGUCAGCCUGUGCUCGCUUCUCACCAUGUGCUACAUCAUGUCUUUCUAGCAUGUUAUAUAAGCACUCGGAAACAGCUUUUCUGAUAGUGGUUGACUUGCAGUGCUAGGCUUAUUCCUCACUUCACAAGCACAAAUUGAAUGUUGUUGCUCCUACCAGAACUAUGCAGAUUACACUGGUUGAUGAACGAAUACAAAUUUUGGGAUUUUCAGGGCACCAAUGCAGAUAAAAUUUAGCAAACACAACCUUGAAUUGUGAAGGAACACAAAACUAAAAAAUCUGAAAAUAUGUUUCAUGUCAGAAAAUAGUGAUUUCUUGUACCAUGACCUCACUUUUGACGCAUCAGCACAUCCAUGAUGAAACCGCAAUGAUCAUUUUGAGACUGGAAGACCAACGGCUGCUUCUGACAGGCUCUCUGCAUUGGAAUGCCAUUAUAUUAUAAAAAUUUCCAGUUAAAAUAAAUAUAACUCCUGUUGAAUACACUCUCACUGAGAUUAUUUGCGUGACUGUUAAAUACAAAUGAUAAAUCCAUUGUGUGCACUAAGGAAUAAUAGAUAAUGAAAUGUGUGAAAUCUUAACUGAAGAAAUAAUAUAUAAUAAUAAAUGCUGCAUGAUGAUCUGAAAUUACAUUGAAACACCAGGUGAAUCCAGAUGGAUGGUCCCUCAUUAAGUUUUUCCAUCGCACUUACUAAAUGUUAUACUGGAUCUUAGAGCCGAAUAUUUACCAUAAAAGGACCUUUUGUUUGAGAGAACAUGGGUACACUCUGUUCUACAAUUUCUCAUGUCUUAUGAAGGCUUUCUAUGCAAUCUUUCAUUCUGCAUUGAUGUACAGUUUUGCUUACAAAAUUCACCACUUCAUUAAGUGCAACAAUAAACUUGUAUAGUGUGCAAACUUAAGUCUCUGUGUCCGCAAGUCUAAAGUAUUGGUAGCUCUGUAGAAAAUGUCUAGCGAUGGUAUUCAUGAAUAGUGGUGGGCAUAUUUGGAUCACAUGCUUGGACUCAUGUUGCCAACUACAAGCAACAUGUUUUGGCUGAAUGUGCACAUAACUCUUGGGAAACUGUCUCCUGAUUUUUACUUCUCUCUUGUUGCAGUUUAGUGCAGAGCUAUUUCGUUCCUGGAAAAGUUAUUUUGGGUGUGUUUGCUGCUGAUCUGUCUGGAUAUUUCAACUUUUCCAGCCAGCUUUCGUUCAGGGAGUUUCACAUUAAGAAUGCGCAUUAUUGAUGUUGUAAAUUAAUCAUGCUCAAGGCAUGAUUUAAUUAUGCAUAAAGUAUGUUGGUAUCUUCACAGUAUCUGUUACUGUUGAACUUGCCUUAAAUAUCCAGGUGAACAAUUGUGCAGAAGCUGCCAACUUCAUACAAGAUGUUAUGCUUUGGAAGAAGUGCUUUGUGUUGAAUGUUAAGCACCUUCUUCAACUCUUGGGAACAUUGUGCUGCCUGUAGGAAAUUGCACUUUCUGAGUAGCAAGACAUGCUUACAGAAUAGUAUGCUACUUCAUGAUAUGACUUGAAAACUGAGCUUCUCACAUUUAUGAAGCAAUUUUUGACAACUUUCAACUAAUCUCAAGACGUUCAGGUAUUCCUUCUGGUGACUAAACAGUAGAGUGGCUGAGAGUGACUGUAUAAAUAAAAAUGUAAAAAAAAAGACAAGCAAUGUCAAAUAAAAUAUUAUCCCAAUCUUUCAA